AUGUGGGACGGGCUGUUUAUGCUGCUCGCUCUGAGCACCAUCAUGGGGAUUGCCUCCUUCCUCGCCGGCAUCCUCCCGCUCUCCUUUACCCUCUCGCCGCGCCAGCUCCGCAUCAUAUCGUUCCUGGGCACCGGCGUGCUCGUGGGCACCUCGCUCAUCGUCAUCAUACCGGAGGGCAUUGAGACCAUGUACAGCGCGGCCGAGAAGAGCCAUGCGCGUGCGCUUGCGCAUUUGCAGCCCACGAUCCCCUCCGUGCACGGCCAGCAGAAGGGCUUGAAGCAGCCCACCGAGUUCUCGCCCACGGAGCGGUCCGAGGCAGUGGACACAAGCUUUCUAAGAGCGGGCGCAAUAAAAGCUCCCGCUGUCGACAUCAUCGUGGAGAGGACACCGCAGGAGCAGCCGGCGAAGCAAGCAGAGCGCGCCGCGGACAAGAAGGAGGACCCCAAGGAAAAGCCGUACAAGGAGAAACAGAAGGAAGACAACCGACCGCAGCAGAAGGGCGGCGAUGACGAUUCGACUGAAGGCCACAGGGAGGGGCACACGCGCGUGCAUGGGCCAGACGAAGAGGAGGAAGACCAUCCCCAUCACGAGGAAGAGGAGGGCGGGCCGCACGCCUACAUCGGAGUAGCCUUGAUCCUUGGCUUCAUUCUGAUGUUCCUCGUGGACCACGUGCCGGAAGCGCUCUCUCCCUCGAGACCCAAGUACCAGUCCCUGCACAUCUCGCUCUCCAACCUACAUCGAGGACCGCACAACUCCUCCGCAAUAAGUCUAGACGGAAUGAAUCAUGUCUCUCCGCCUCCAGAACCUCCCACGCCGCUCCCACCGACCCCGCCCCGGUCUUCAGCAACUACAAUUGGACUCAUCAUUCAUGCGUGCGCCGACGGAAUAGCGCUAGGCGCUUCUUCGCACGCCCCGUCAUCCUCCCUCUCGCUCGUCAUCUUUCUGGCCAUCAUGCUUCACAAAGCACCAGCAGCGUUCGGGCUGACUUCGGUCCUGCUGAAACAAGGCCUGUCCAAACGCACCGCACGGACUCAUCUCGUCUUCUUCAGCUUGGCGGCGCCGGCAGGCGCCGUUGCAACUUGGGCCAUCGUUCACAUGCUUGGACGCAACCGCCUGGGCGGAGACGAUGGCUUGGCUUGGACGACUGGAUGGGUGUUGCUCUUCUCCGGAGGAACUUUCUUGUAUGUGGCGAUGCACUCCAUGACCGAAGCAACCUCUGGCUCCCAUGACGAGCCCACAGCCAAUGGCUACAUAGAGCACCACGGGGGCAAGAACGUGCUCUCCAAAUCCGACAUCGCCACCGUCCUGAUCGGGAUGCUAUUACCCCUCCUGACACAGGUGGGGCAUGUACAUGCGCACUGA
Trematosphaeria pertusa is the source of this 1362-nucleotide messenger RNA. RefSeq names its product Zinc/iron permease. Gene Ontology annotation, biological process: zinc ion transport; transmembrane transport. The transcript has 3 exons. Gene Ontology annotation, molecular function: metal ion transmembrane transporter activity. Gene Ontology annotation, cellular component: membrane. NCBI's taxonomy places the organism in Eukaryota, Fungi, Ascomycota, Dothideomycetes, Pleosporales, Trematosphaeriaceae. Bases 1 to 1362 code for a protein of 453 amino acids. The record is from RefSeq and is a predicted model, not a curated record.